CUACGCGUGUAAAAUUAUUAGUUUGUGAAUUGUUGGUUUAAAAAGAAAAAACGAAAAGUCCUUAUUAUUUACGGCGCAGAAAUUAAUAGCGAUAUUGUUAAAAGGAAUAAUAUAAGCAUUCGCUCAUUCUGCGAGCGAGCCUGCACCAUUGGAAGAACACUGGUGACCUACGGUACCUAGUGGAAAUAGAAGCAAUAUUAAACCAAAGUGAUAAAGACGAUGGUUUCGAUAUCGGUCAUUUUUGAAAACCUGCAAACAAAGUGGAAUUGAUUAAAACGGAACUACUACGGUGAUUGUUUUUUAUUCCUUUGUAUGUCGAAGAGAACUGGUGGUGCAGGACAAAAAAUAACUUGGUGCAUACUACUUAAUUACUCGUCAUAUUGUUUCGAAACUCAUUCUUGAAAACAAUACUGAACGUCGAAGGAACUCAGGUGAUGUGCAACAUGAUCGAAACAACAGACAAGGAGAAUGAUAGCGUGGUGGAAGAGGAAGACGAUUCAAAGCUUCCGAUUAGUUUUAUAUAUGCCAGGCAUUUGGCAAAGAUCGAAGGCAUCAAUUGUAUCACACAGAGCUGGCGAGUGAAGGAACGCAUGAAAACAGUUAGUGUUGCGUUAGUACUAUGCCUAAACCUCGGUGUUGAUCCACCAGACGUCGUAAAAAUACAUCCUUGCUCUAGGUUGGAGUGCUGGAUUGAUCCCGCUGCAAUGUCCGGCCAAAAGGCUAUGGAGUUGAUAGCAAGCAACCUCCAAAAGCAAUACGAACGCUGGCAGCCACGAGCCCGCUACAAACACUCGCUCGAUCCAACGGUUGAAGACGUCAAAAAGCUGUGCACAUCCUUGCGUAGGAAUUCGAAAGAAGAACGCGUCCUGUUCCACUACAACGGACAUGGAGUUCCCAGACCAACGGUCAACGGUGAAAUAUGGGUCUUCAAUCGGACCUACACUCAGUAUAUCCCUUUGUCCAUAUAUGAUUUGCAAACAUGGAUGGGAGCGCCCUCCAUAUACGUGUACGAUUGCUCCAAUGCGGGUAUAAUUGUGAAUAGUUUCAACACAUUUGCCGAGCAGCAUGAAAAAGAGCUCGAGCAAAUGCGUGCACGAAGUGGCAGCACAACUGGUCAGUCAGACCAGGAAGCCAAUCGAAACUCUCCAUCACCUCCAGUACUGGGAGCCACUACCUACAAGAAUUGUAUUCAAUUAGCAGCCUGUGCUGCAAAUCAAAUUUUACCGAUGAAUCCGCAACUUCCGGCGGAUUUGUUCACAUCCUGUUUAACAACACCAAUUCGAAUAGCACUGAAAUGGUUCAUAUUGCAAUCUACGUCUAAGCUGGUUCCACAUGUUACAGAAGAUUUGAUUGAUCGUAUUCCUGGCCAGCUAAAUGAUCGCCGGACAAUGCUCGGUGAAUUAAAUUGGAUUUUUACAGCCAUAACAGAUACAAUCGCAUGGAAUACAUUACCGCGGGAUUUGUUCCAGAAACUGUUUCGACAGGACUUGCUCGUAGCCAGUCUAUUCCGAAACUUUCUACUUGCGGAAAGAAUUCUUCGCUCCUACGAUUGCACACCGAUUUCGAGCCCUCCUCUACCGCAGAGCUAUCGACAUCCGAUGUGGUCAGCGUGGGAUCUAGCACUGGAUCUUGCCCUUUCACAGCUACCGGAUAUCCUGGAAAAAGGAAAGCGGUUUAAACAUUCACCAUUCUUCGAAGAGCAACUGACAGCAUUCCAGGUGUGGUUAGAAGGAAGUUCCGAGCAGCGUAGUCCUCCAGAACAAUUACCGAUCGUACUACAGGUUCUUUUAUCUCAAGUACACCGAUUACGUGCCUUGGAGUUAUUGGGUCACUUUCUUGAUCUAGGUCCAUGGGCUGUAAAUUUGGCACUUAGCGUUGGUAUAUUUCCGUACGUAUUGAAAUUGCUUCAAAGUUUAGCAAAAGAACUGCGGCCUUUUCUCGUAUUUAUUUGGGCUAAGAUCCUCGCCGUUGAUGGAACUUGUCAGGUGGACUUAAUACGUGAUCAUGGUCACAAAUACUUUUUAGCUGCUCUUCAGGAUACGACCCCUUGUCCGCGCUUCAAGGGCAAUCACAGAGUUUAUGCUGCAUUCGUAUUGGCAAGUAUAGUUCAUAAGUUUCCAAUUGGUCAGGCAAAUGCUAUGCAAGGGCAGCUGGUGUCAAUCUGUUUAGACCAACUGAAUGAUUCGAAUCCUGUUCUGAGACAGUGGCUCGCAAUUUGUCUAGGGCACCUAUGGCAGAAUUAUGAACAAGCGCGUUGGUCUGGAGUGCGCGAUAAUGCAAAUGAGAAACUUUACCCGCUGUUAAGCGAUCCUAUCCCAGAAGUUCGAGCAGCCGCUGUUUACGCUCUUGGAACGUUUAUAAGUUCCGUGACACAACGGUCGGAUCAUGCAAAUAAUAUUGACCGUUCAACCGCAAUGCACCUUUAUGCUACCGUAUGUAACGAUAUGAGUCCGCUGGUCCGGAUGGAAUUGAUUGCAUCUUUGCAGUGGAUGGUACGAUUUUUCGAGAGUCAGUUUGUUGCGGUAUUCCUGCAAGAAUCAACCACAAGCCAUAGUUUGUUCAAUCAUCACUAUCAUAGUUUGGAGCGUAAUAUGAACAUAAAACGUGUUAGCAGUACAAGCAAUAUUAUAAAUGUAGGAAAAAAUGCCAUUACUGUGGGAUCCAUUUACCAAAAGCUCUGGAAUGGAUUGAAUGCCCUGGCCAAAGAUCCCUUUCCUGCUGUGGCUCAGAUGGCUCAAAAAGUGGUUGAGUAUGUCGGAAAGCAAGGCUACGAGCUGGCUAAAGAAGCUACUACAUCAGAGAAAAGUGCCGGCAGCAUGAGUUUACCGCCGUCUCCAAAUACCAGAAUUAACUAUCUAGGAGGUGAAUCGCCUCCGACGCAUAAUCAUCUUAGCCAAGCUUCGGCACAUAUUACUCCGGUGCCCAACAAAAAGUACCUUCAGCAAAUCAACGACCAGUCAGAACCGUCAUCGUCCUCUACGCAACCGCAGCAGCCACAAUCGAUCAUUAUUUCAAACCACGGAUCGCCACAAAUUCAGGCUACUCAAUCCGAACAAAUCGCUCCCCAGUCUGCAACAAGCGUCAAUCCUCAACAGUCACAAAGCCAGUCUCAGUCGCAAGCUUCCAUUUCUCAACCCCAACUACAACCGCAACAACACACCCCGAUCGUAACUACCAACUACAUCGAAUGGUCGGUAAGCUUUUUUGCGCGACCAUCGAAGUUUUUAAAUGAAGCUAAGCACAAAAAUGCCAGUGAUCAGAAUUCAACAGAAUUCCUCGAUCGUCAAUCCAGAUGCCUAAGAAAUCGUAUCGUCCGAGAGGAAGGCCGAGAGCAGCAACGUCGCGCAGUCUUCGGACGAUUGGAUACGCAAAGUUGGUCUUGUCGGACGCAGCAUACGCCAACAAUGGUUAAGCUGAAUCCCUAUGACGAUCAGAUCGCAGUUGCCUACAAGGAUCGCGUAAUUCUUCAAGAUUGGAGUACGGAUCUGACCAGCUCGUUUAUUCCGUUCAAACACCAACCGCAUGUGCAUUACCAGUCGAUUUUUCUUGAUCAGAAUCGGUUUCAAGCAACUCCUCCUACGAUAGCGGUGUCUUCACUUGACUUUGUGAACGCCCAUGAUGUUGGGCUUGUUCUAGUCGGUUACAGCGAUAGUGUAAUCCGCGUUUGGCGCCCAGCGGAAGCGAAUCGGGAAUCAGCCCUGGUUACGGCAUGGCAUGGUUUGUUUGAUUUUAAUGCUCCUACGACUGCGAAGGUGGGCACCAGUGAGCUUGGUUUGGUAAUGGCAUGGCAUCAAAAGUCUCAAACAAUCAUGGCCGCCGGCGAAGCAAAAUACAUACGCUUAUGGGAUGCAGAGCGAGAGUCGAAAAUCUGUGAUAUUGCGAGUGGGUCCGAUGCGACGAUUAUAAAGUUAUCCUGUGCGCCGAACGGGAUAUUCGCUGCUGGGUGCAAUGAUGGAAGUGUACGACUUUUUGACCGCAGGUGCUCUCCCGCCGAGGCACGAUUCGCUACAUUCCGGGAACAUAUGAAUCCGAUACUUACCGUUUGCCUGCGCGAUGAUUGCGAGAGUUUAGUCUCAGCUUGUACCACUUCUACCGUGCGGUUAUACGACAUUCGUAAAACAUCUUCCUCUGUACAGCACUGGAGUGCUGGCUCGGAUGUUACGGCAAUGAGUAUACAUUCUAGUGCCGAUAUUGUGGCUUGCGCCACCAGCGUGAUCACCAUCUAUGGACUGGAUGGUACAAGUUUGAAUACCAUUCGGUGCAACGAAGGAUUCAUGGGUACGAAAAAAGGUGUAACAUCGUGUUUAUCGUUUCAUAAGCAUAAAAUUAGUCUGGCAGCUGGAUUCAACGAUAAUACAGCGGCCGUAUUUGUUACCGAUCGGAAGUAGACCGCCGCAGUUUGCUUCCAUUCGCUUUACACUACAAAUAUUAGCAUAGGGGCAAUUCAACAGUAAUAGUGGCUUCGCAAUUUAUAACAUAAAAACGCUUGCAAGUAAGUAUAGGACACAACCUAUCGCUCACAGCAAAAAUGGCGAUGCAUAGUAAUCAGCGAAACAUGAGCAGAAACGCUUCUAAAGCAUCUGUAAGGAAAUUUGUAUCACAGUAGAACUAAAAAGUAACUAUGUCGUAUAGUGUUCUGUUGAGCUAAGCUAUUACGUAGAUUAAGCAAAAAGGGUAAAAUUUCGGAUCUAUACAAUACAGCAUUAGAACCCAUUGGUUUAAUGGCCAUUUACACUCUCCAAUUUAUACGUUUCCUAUAAUUGUACAGAAUCCAUACAAUAGUAUCGCCGGAAAGAGAGUAGCUUUACAUUAUCAUUGUUUCUUAAUGGCAGAUUUUAUUAAUUAGAUGAUUAUGAAAAACCUCAUACUUACAGAAUUGGUCUGUAAGUCGAUUUUGUUUCAUUUAAGAUAAAGUAUAGUGAAGAAACAAAAAAUGAUUGUAUACCAUUAUCGUGAACACAAUAUCCGAGUAAUUCAUUUUUCGAAAUAACGAAAUAAUUUUCCUAAUAAUGCACUAAUCACAAAUUGAAGCUGAGAUCUUUGCGCAAUUUUGUUAUUAUUAUUGGAAAAUGAUAUGCUACCAAUCUUUAUUUUUAAUACAAACCUAUUUGUUCUUUCAUUUAACAACAUCUUGUCGCAGGACUACGUCUUUGUUUACUAUACUGGAUAGCACUCUGUGAAAAGGAUAACGGAACCGUAACAUGAAAGUUUUCAAACAUCAGUAACUUUUUGUCAUUGCACGUAAUUACCGUGGUAGUAUUCUUUUAUCUGUCGGCCCAUGGUUUUGACUACUGAGCUGCUGACAGUGGUUAUCUUAAUCAGUGCUCUACCCUUCAGUACAAUUCAUUCAUGAAUUGCAUUGCUGAUUGAUUGCUCGUCUAACCUGUCAGUCAAUUUUCUUGCUCUUGAGUUGUAUUUUAGGUUCCAAAGUUUCGUUUUUAAAACUGCUUGCUUUUUAAAAUCAACCAAAACCUGGUUGAGGGAAAUUAGAACUUUGUAACAAUGUUUACGUUUAUUGUAUUUUUGUUUGCCGUUGUCGGCAGUUCCAAAUGAAUAAAUUAUUCACAUUUGAUUUCAUUCACUAAUGUUGAGAAUGAAUGAAUGUAGCGAACAACAAACAUGAACGUUGGUUUCAGGUUGGCAAUGCUGAGUGGCCUUAUUUUCGGUUUUUGCUCAGAAGAUGCUCGUUUGACUACACCGUCUCAGCAAAACAGAAUUCGAAAAAGUAGUGUAAGGGGCAAAUGUAAAAUUAUGAUUGUCUGUAAUAUUUUACAAGAAAGAAUAAUUUUAUCAUUUGUAUUUAUGGCGCUAUGGGUAGUUGGCCUGACGAUGCCGAAAUUCGGGUUUCUAGGAGCUCCCUAUCACAGCCCACAGAAUUUAGCAAUCUGCAAUUCUAGGUACCAACUUUCCAUUCCAUGUGCUUAUUUCGUUGCCUGGGUCCAUGCCAAAAGUUCCGAGUCGAAUAUUUUUGAUUUUUCGUAGUAUUCGCAUACUCUUUUUUGACCAUAGGUAUCUGCUACUUUAUUAUAACACACGCAGUUCGUUCGCGCUUUCCCAGAAAUAUUGUACACAUGCUUCAUUUUUAUAUUUCUGCAAUGAUAUAUUAGGAUUGCCUACACUCAUCUUAAAUUGUAAAUAUGAUUUUGUGAUCGUAAAUUAUAUACAUAUUUUUAUCAACUUAAGCAGUACGCUUAGGCUUUCAGCUUCUGCUUUGUCUCUGCUAUUACUAAAUUGAAGAGAAAAAUUACAGUUUAUCCCGAAAAAUGGUUUAUUCAGAGUAAAUAGGAAAUGAGAAUCUAAUAAUGUCUGAUUUCCGGCAAGUGGUAUACAAUCUUUGAGCUCUUUUAAACAAAACUAACAAAUAUGGUGCAGCAGAAAUAUAGCGAAACAAGCUUUGGAGAACGUUUAGUAGUUUAUGACUAGAGCGUUAAUUCCUAUUUUUUUGCUUAUUCUUAUUCUUUGAAAGUUUAAAUUCUUGCAGUUAUGAUAAAAACAUUUGUUAUAUAUGUAAAUUUUUAUUUGACUUUCUCACGCAAUUCAAAACUUGAAAUGUUAAUUUUUUUAAAUGAUAAAUUCAUACUGAAGUAUGAUACAUUUGUUUGUAAAAACGCUCAUAUUUGUAUUUUAUCCCUGUACAUUUAUUUU
Sabethes cyaneus is the source of this 6645-nucleotide messenger RNA. It is a transcript of the gene raptor, whose product is annotated as regulatory-associated protein of mTOR. The transcript has 5 exons. Gene Ontology annotation, biological process: cellular response to amino acid stimulus; regulation of autophagy; TORC1 signaling. Gene Ontology annotation, cellular component: TORC1 complex; cytoplasm. Bases 435 to 4388 code for a protein of 1317 amino acids. Gene Ontology annotation, molecular function: protein binding; protein-macromolecule adaptor activity. The record is from RefSeq and is a predicted model, not a curated record. NCBI's taxonomy places the organism in Eukaryota, Metazoa, Arthropoda, Insecta, Diptera, Culicidae.